UUGUCCGUUUCAUUUCAGUAUGUCAUUCCAUUACAUCAUAACUCUGCAAGACCAUGUUUAGACCCAAUUAUUUCACCACUCUAUGCCUCCUCUUUUUGGGCCUCCUCCAGAUACAAUUUUCUGUACUCUGCUCAUUUUGCCAAACUCCAUGGGAGCAGUGGCUGGUCUCCAGCCCCUGGGGAUGCACAGCCAUGGCUACAAAUUAAUCUGGGUAGAAAGUAUCGCAUUGUCGCGAUUGCUACACAGGGUACCUUCAACUCUCACGACUGGGUGACCAAGUACAUGCUCCUCUAUGGAGACCGGUUUGAUGCAUGGACUCCUUACACAAUGAAAGGAGGAAACAUGACAUUGCCUGGAAACUGGAACUACUACCAGGUGAAGAGAAAUGUCUUUCAUUAUGCUUUUACCGCUAAACACCUUCGCCUCCUACCUAUGGGCUGGAACACAGAAAAUGGUGGAAAGAUUGGUGUACGGCUCGAGGUCUAUGGCUGUCCUUAUGACUCAUACGUGAUGUAUUUUGAGGGAGACGACAUGGUGGCAUAUUCGUUCCCUGGCGGGAGUGUAAGAACCUUGCAAGACCACUAUGCUUUGAACUUUAAGACGCUUGAGAAAGAUGGUGUGCUACUGUACAGCGAGGGCAUCCAGGGAGAUUCAAUCAUGCUUGAGCUGAAAACUGGACGACUCUACCUGCAUAUCAGUCUGGGAGGCAGCACAGUGCACAAAGUGGACGGCAUGACCACAUUGAGGCUGGGGAAUCUUCUAGACACACAGCACUGGCACUAUGUGACCAUAAAACGGUACGGCCGAGAGCUCAACUUCACUCUGGACAGCCAGACUGAGAGAGUCAUCCUCAAUGGAGAGUUUAAAUACCUGGACCUAGACAAGCAGAUAUAUGUUGGCGGUGUGAUCGAAAAAGACUCACCUCAUCUCCCAGGUAAAUUCAACUUCCGCGGCUGCUUGGAGAACGUCUUCAUCAAUGGAGUCAACGUCAUUUACAAGACCCAGUACCAAGAUCCUGAUGUACGCUUCGCUCCCAAAAAGAAAAAGAUGCAUUACACAUGCCGUGACCUCCUUUGGAGACCCAUGUCCUUCGCGGGGCCCAACAACUACCUCCAGGUGCAUGGGUUCUUCCGAAAGAGCCGACUGGCGGUCAAGUUCAAGUUCCGGUCUUGGGAUUACACUGGAUUGUUAAUGUUCACCAGGUUUGCGGAUGAUCUGGGCUCUCUGGAGCUUGGAUUGAGUGAGGGACAGGUUAACAUCACUCUCACACAGCCAGGGAACAAGAGACUCCGCUUUGCUGCAGGAUAUCGUUUAAACGAUGGCUUCUGGCACACAGUGGAUCUUGCUGCCAGAGACAACUUGCUCUCGGUCACCAUUGACGAGGAUGAGAGCUCGCCUUUGAAGAUCACCAACCCGUUCGCGAUUCGCACUGGAAACACCUACUUCUUUGGCGGCUGUCCUAAGACCAACAAUACGGCACGCUGCGUGACCAAGCUGGCACGCUUUCACGGAUGCAUGCAGCAGAUCUUCAUCGAUGACGAGCCUGUGGACAUAGACGUGAUGCUGCAGAGAAAAUGGGGCCGAUACACGGAACUACUUCUGGGGACAUGCUCGAUCACUGACAGGUGCUCUCCAAACCCAUGUGAACACGAGGGCAGGUGUAUUCAGUCCUGGAAUGACUUCCUGUGUGUUUGCAACAACACCGGCUACAAAGGGGAGGUGUGCCAUAACUCCGUCUAUAGGGAGUCGUGUGAGGCAUACAGACUGAACGGAAAGUACUGGUCAGGCAACUACACCAUAGAUCCGGACCUGAGUGGGCCACUCAAACCUUUCACCGUUUACUGCAAGAUGAAGUUAAAUAGAGCCUGGACGAUUAUCGAGCACAACCGCCUGGAGAGAACCAAAGUGACCGGCUCCAGCUUGGAACGGCCUUAUAUAGGGGAUGUCCAGUACGUGAACGCCUCAUGGGACGAGGUCACAGCUUUAGCCAACACGUCACUAUAUUGCGAACAGUGGAUCGAGUUUUCUUGUUACAAGUCCCGCCUUCUAAACACUCCAUAUGGAAGGCCUUACACAUUUUGGAUUGGUCGGCAUAACCAGAGUCAUGAAUACUGGGGUGGCUCUUUCGCCGAGAGUGGGAAAUGCGGCUGCGCUAUCAAUCAAACCUGCACCGACUCCAAGUUCUGGUGCAACUGUGAUGCGGAUUAUCGGCAAUGGUAUGCAGAUAAGGGGUACUUGAUGUUCCGGGACCAUCUGCCUGUCAGGAGAGUUGUAGUCGGGGACACAAUCCGCCCCGGCUCAGAGGCUCAGUUCAGCCUCGGACCACUGCGUUGUUCCGGAGACAGGAGCAUCUGGAAUACGGUAGCCAUUACCAAGCCCACUUAUAUGGCAUUCCCCACCUUUAAACCUGGCACCAGUGCUGACAUCACCUUCCACUUUAGGACCUACCGCACCAACGGGGUUUUCCUGGAAAACUCUGAUGACCAUUUACGCAACUUCAUCAGGAUUGAGCUAAACUCCACUACUGAGGUGGUGUUCAUCUUCAUGGUAGGUGACGGGAUUAGGAAUGUGACCCUGCGCACCACCAAACCUCUCAACGAUAAUGAGUGGCACUACGUGGAGGCUGAGAUUAAUGUCAAAAUGGCACGACUCAAAGUGGACUUCUAUCCUCCGGCUAUUCACAAGUUCCCUGGCCAAACCUACAUCACCAUGCAGUUCACUCAACCCCUGCUCGUAGGUGCUGCAAAUCACACUCUCAGGCCCUUCUUGGGUUGCAUGCGUGGCCUGAGAAUGAACGGUGUCCCCGUGGAUCUGGAGGGGAAGGUAGACGAGCGAACUGGGAUUCGGAGAAACUGCACUGGAGCGUGUCUUAACGCCUCCAUCCCCUGCAGAAAUGGAGGGCAGUGCAUCGACGGCUACGCCUCGUACUCCUGCGACUGCAACAACACAGCCUUCGAUGGAUACUACUGCCAAUUAGAUAUAGGAGCAUUCUUUGACGUGGGUGCUUGGCUGCGCUACGACAUCCGUACAGAGCCCAUUUCAGAGGAUGCCUGGUGGGCAAACUUCUGGAUUGAGCCGCACUGGCACAACUUCACGCUGGGCUACAACACCACCACUGAUGACAUCGAGUUCAGCUUCAGCACUCAGCAGACUCCGGCCGUGCUGCUCUACAUCAGCUCCUUCCACAAAGACUACAUCGCUGUACUGCUCAAGAAAGAUGGUACCCUCUCUCUAAGGUAUCGUCUGGGUUUGUUAACGCACAAAUUUCAGCUGACCACCAGAAACCUGGCUGAUGGCUUCCCCCACUUUGUCAACAUCACCAGACACAACUACACCGUAUGGACCCAGGUGGAUUACAUGGAGCCAUGGGUGGAGAGAUUAACUCUCGGGGAGAUUCCCAGAUUUGACUCACCGAAAAGUAUAUUUCUUGGACGUGUUAUGGAGGUUGGUGAUAUCGACUAUGACAUUCAGAGACACAACAGUCCGGGUUUGGUAGGAUGCAUAUCGGGGGUCCGCUAUAACAUCUUUGCACCACUUAAGGCGUAUUUCCGACCCAACGUCACCAACCCACCCGUCACCACCCAGGGCUAUGUGGUGGAGUCGAACUGUGGUGCGUUUCCUCCUGUCUUAGGCUACGUACCUUGGGAGGACGACCCCUGGUUCACUGGAUUGUUUUUCUAUUAUAUUCAUGAUGACGUGACUCCACCCUGGAUGACGUUGAUCGUCACCGUGUCUCUGAUGCUGCUCUUCCUCAUGCUGUACUGCAUGUACAUUUACUUGUACAGGUAUAAAGGCAGCUAUCACACGAACGAGCCAAAGAACUUGGAGUCGCCCAGUUCUGCUCGGCCCCUCACCGAAACACUGCGCAAGGAGAAGAAGAACCUGCCGGAAAUCCAGGAGGAGGGGAUGGGUGAAUAA
Molecule: messenger RNA, 3918 nt
Organism: Clarias gariepinus (North African catfish)
Lineage: Eukaryota; Metazoa; Chordata; Actinopteri; Siluriformes; Clariidae
Gene: cntnap1
Product: contactin associated protein 1
Exons: 24
Source: RefSeq, a predicted model, not a curated record